Messenger RNA from Eublepharis macularius, 770 nucleotides. RefSeq names its product ChaC glutathione specific gamma-glutamylcyclotransferase 2 (gene CHAC2). The transcript has 3 exons. NCBI's taxonomy places the organism in Eukaryota, Metazoa, Chordata, Lepidosauria, Squamata, Eublepharidae. Bases 16 to 576 code for a protein of 186 amino acids. The record is from RefSeq and is a predicted model, not a curated record. Gene Ontology annotation, cellular component: cytoplasm. Gene Ontology annotation, molecular function: glutathione specific gamma-glutamylcyclotransferase activity; gamma-glutamylcyclotransferase activity. Gene Ontology annotation, biological process: glutathione catabolic process.
GGCGGGGCGAGAAGCAUGUGGGUGUUUGGCUACGGCUCCCUCAUCUGGAAGGUGGAUUUCCCUUACGAGGACAAGAUGGUCGGCUACAUCACCGGCUACAGCCGGCGCUUCUGGCAAGGCAGCACCGACCACCGCGGAGUGCCGGGCAAGCCUGGAAGAGUUGUGACACUCAUUGAAGAUCCUGAGGGCUGUGUAUGGGGUGUGGCAUACAAACUGCCAUUAGGACAAGAAGGUGAAGUAAAAGCAUAUCUGGACUUCCGAGAGAAAGGUGGCUACAGGACUACAACUGUCAUUUUCUAUCCAAAAGAUCCUUCCGUGGAACCCUUUGAUGUGCUGCUAUAUAUUGGAACCUGUGAAAACCCUAACUACCUCGGGCCAGCACCUCUAGAAGAGAUUGCCAAACAGAUUUUUAAUGCCGUUGGUCCCAGUGGAAGAAACACUGAAUACUUGUUUGAACUUUGCAACUCCCUCAGGGAUCUUGUACCAGAAGAUGUAGACGAACAUCUUUUUACUUUAGAAAAACUAGUAAGGAAACUUUUGGAACAGGAACAAACCCAAGGUCUUAACUGCAUAUAAAAUUCACGUGGUUUCAAAUAACACUUCAUCAACACUUUCAUUUACAGCAAGGGUAGGACUUGGAGAUGUUCCACCUGGACUUUAAGAGAUACAUUUUAAUGUUUCAUUCAGGGUACUCUUGUUAUUGGUCAGUAGAAAAUUAUGUUUAAAGUUACGUUUUCAGGAGUUUACUGGGGGGAGCUUUGAAUUUUGAU